Messenger RNA from Stegastes partitus (bicolor damselfish), 1854 nucleotides. It is a transcript of the gene mta3, whose product is annotated as metastasis associated 1 family, member 3. Gene Ontology annotation, cellular component: nucleoplasm; NuRD complex. The record is from RefSeq and is a predicted model, not a curated record. Gene Ontology annotation, biological process: negative regulation of transcription by RNA polymerase II. The transcript is spliced from 14 exons. Lineage: Eukaryota; Metazoa; Chordata; Actinopteri; Pomacentridae. Gene Ontology annotation, molecular function: chromatin binding; histone deacetylase binding; sequence-specific DNA binding. Bases 202 to 1752 code for a protein of 516 amino acids.
CACUGUAUUGUGAGGGGUACGGUGGAGCGCAGGAGGAGGGGGGGUUGAAUUGGUAAAAUUCUCCCGAUAGGGUACACAUCCGGAGUCUCGACGAUCACAAUUUAUCGCACCUUUUACCUUUCGAGAGCCCGAGUUUUAUUGUUUUUAGUAAUUUAUUCUAUUUUCCUCUUAGUUUAUGGUUUACACUCUGGGAGGGCAGAAAUGGCGGCCAACAUGUACCGGGUCGGAGAUUAUGUAUUCUUUGAGAACUCCUCCAGUAACCCUUACCUGAUCCGUCGGAUAGAAGAACUCAACAAGACCGCCAGUGGGAAUGUGGAGGCCAAGGUGGUUUGUUUCUACAGAAGGAGAGACAUCUCCCACAGCCUCAUCCAGCUUGCAGAUAAACAUGCAAAGGAGUUGGAAGAGGAGAAGGAGAACCCAACAGAGACAGAGCUAACAGAAAAACAGAAACACCAGCUUCGCCACAGAGAGCUCUUCCUCUCCCGGCAGUAUGAGAGUCUACCAGCGACACAUAUCAGGGGGAAGUGCAGUGUCGCAUUAUUGAACGAGACUGAAGCCGUUCUUUCAUACCUUGACAAAGAGGAUACCUUCUUCUACUCGCUGGUGUACGACCCGACGCAGAAGACUCUCCUGGCCGACAAAGGAGAGAUCAGAGUGGGGCCGCGCUUUCAGGCAGACGUGCCUGAAAUGUUACAAGAAGGUGAAGCAGAUGACCGGGACCAGGCCAAACUAGAAGAGAAGCUGUGGGAUCCAGAGUGUCCACUUACCAACAAACAGAUAGACCAAUUCCUAGUGGUGGCGCGGGCGGUGGGGACCUUUGCCCGAGCGUUGGACUGCAGCAGCUCAGUCAGACAGCCGAGCUUACACAUGAGUGCAGCCGCAGCCUCGCGAGAUAUCACACUGUUCCACGCGAUGGACACGCUGCAUCGUCAUAAUUACGAUCUGUCCAGCGCGCUGAGUGUACUGGUCCCAGCGGGCGGCCCAGUGCUCUGCAGGGAUGAGAUGGAGGAGUGGAGCGCCUCGGAAGCGGCCAUGUUUGAAGAGGCACUAGAGAAAUAUGGGAAAGACUUCAACGACAUCCGACAAGACUUUCUGCCAUGGAAGUCUCUGACCAGUAUCAUAGAGUACUACUACAUGUGGAAGACCACAGACAGAUAUGUGCAACAGAAGAGACUGAAGGCAGCAGAGGCAGAAAGCAAACUGAAGCAGGUUUAUAUCCCCACAUAUAACAAACCCAACCCCAACCAGAUCUCAAUGACCAAUGGCAAGAUGGCGACAGUGAACGGAGCGGGCCCCGGGGCCUACCAUGCAGCGGGCGGGGGCAGAGCCUGCGAGAGCUGCUACACCAUGCAGUCGGCCCAGUGGUACUCAUGGGGGCCUCCAAACAUGCAGUGCCGCCUGUGCGUUUCCUGCUGGAUGUACUGGAAGAAGUACGGCGGCCUGAAGAUGCCGAGCAGAGCCGAGGGCCCGGAGGAGAGGACCUCCCCCAGUCCAGCAAGCAACGAGUCUCGCUCACGGGGUCACGCUCCUCGCCAGUCCAACCACAUGGUGCCGAUGCGAAACAGCGGCAGCCCCAAGUCCUCCAUGAAGACCAAGCAGGCCUUCCUGCUGCAGGCCACCCGCCUCACCAAGCUGGCCCGGCACAUGUGCCGUGACAUCAUCAGGCUGCGCCGCGCUGCGCGCCGGCCCUUUGUCCCCAUUAACUGUGGGGCCAUAAAGGCAGAGUGUAAGAGCUCUUUCAAUUCCUCCUAACUUCUGCCACAUGGACGCACACACAACACACAUCUGCAGACAAAACACAGCAACACACACACACACACACACACUCACCACCCCUCACCUGUCCUCACCCCG